AUGUCUAACAAAAGCGAUUCUGGGAGCGAGGACACAAGCACACUUAACGGCAGCUCUAGACGAAGGGCUGAUGGCGAUCACUAUGAGGACGACGUGUGCCGGGACUACAUGCGGAAUGUGUGUAACAGGGGAAAACGCUGCCGGUAUCGGCAUCCUAGCACGGACGACCGGCCAAAUCCAUCACCGCGCAAAGACCUUACCUUCUGUCAUGACUACCAGAACAACGGCUGUACGCGACCCAACUGCAAGUUUCUACACUGUACCCGUUUUGAGGAGGAAUACUUUCACAGAACCGGGUUGCUGCCGUCUCGGCUGAACUAUUCUAAUCUGACGCCCUUCGGGGCUCUCAAAUCAGACAUUCCACUCUGUAGAGACUACCUUAAUGGGGAGUGUAAGCGUGGAUCCUUGUGCAAAUAUCGGCAUGCCUCUGACAAUAGUCCAGUGGAGUAUGAAAGACGGUGUGAGAGAUACUACGAUUAUGUUCCAGAAGUGAAGAGACGCAGAGUUGAGGACGAGUACGAAACGGGUCGUUCGGUAAUUAGCUACAUGCUUCUGGACGAGGAAGUGACCAUGCUGAAGAGGAAAGUGGAAGAACUAAAGAAGCAGGUCUCUGACUUGACAGCGAUAAAUGAAGUUCUUCUCGAGCAGAACGCUCGGUAUCGAGUCAGCAAAGUCACAGCUGCACUGCAGGUGCCGGCUAACCAACAGGCACUUCCUACGGUUGCCAUUAACGCAGCUGUCAACACUGCCCACGCGCAGGCUAGCAUGAGUCAGUUAAAUCCAUCUCUCACUCAACAAGUAGCCCUCAACAGCGACCUGGCCACCCAGCACGCGAUAGCCGCCCAACGCUUGGCAGCAGCCGGAGGCGGAAUGGCCCAGACUCGAUCCGCCCAAACUGCCAUGGCUGUGACACCGACGGUUACCAUCACGCAAAAUGUGGCUAGCGCCCUGGCACUGACUCAGAGUAACAUAGCCGUAUCCAUGGCAUCCAUGCCCCAGCUGCAAGUGGCCCAUUCUCUGACACAAAACCUUGGCGCGCCUUCCACAACUUUAGUCUCCUAUCCCAUUAUGUCGCACAACAUGCGUUCAGCGGUGGAGCCCAGAAGCCUCACGCACUAG
Messenger RNA from Candidula unifasciata, 1119 nucleotides. The record is from the annotation of a GenBank genome assembly. NCBI's taxonomy places the organism in Eukaryota, Metazoa, Mollusca, Gastropoda, Stylommatophora, Geomitridae.